Messenger RNA from Aspergillus uvarum CBS 121591, 780 nucleotides. Its product is annotated as oligoribonuclease. The coding region runs from base 23 to 700 and encodes 225 amino acids. Gene Ontology annotation, molecular function: 3'-5'-RNA exonuclease activity; nucleic acid binding. The transcript has 2 exons. Gene Ontology annotation, cellular component: mitochondrion. The record is from RefSeq and is a predicted model, not a curated record. NCBI's taxonomy places the organism in Eukaryota, Fungi, Ascomycota, Eurotiomycetes, Eurotiales, Aspergillaceae.
CCACUUGCUGCUGCUGUCUGCCAUGGCCUUUCUACGAACGCUCCAUACGCUUCAUUCCAUUUCACGACACACUCGGAGGCAGUUCUACCAAAAGUCUCUAUUCCCUGCUCAAGCGCUUCAAGCCCGAAACCACACCAUGCCCUUGACACGCUCCACCGAUCCCCUGGUGUGGAUCGACUGCGAGAUGACCGGCCUGGACCCGGAAACCGAUCACAUCCUCCAGAUCUGCUGCUACAUCACCGACGCCGACCUGAAGCUUUUGGAGCCGCAGGGAUUCGAAACCGUCAUCCACCAGCCGCCCGCCACGCUGGCGUCCAUGAACGAGUGGUGUAUCGAAACCCACAGUCGCACCGGGUUGACGGCCGCGGUGCAGGCUUCGACCGUCAGUGCGGAGUCGGCAGCCGCUGCGUUGUUGGCGUACAUUCAACGGUAUGUGCCGCAGCCGCGGACGGGGCUGUUGGCGGGCAACAGCGUGCAUGCGGACAAGGCGUUUCUGGCCAAGGGCCCGUACCGGAACGUGUUGGAGUGGUUACAUUAUCGGAUUGUCGAUGUGAGCGCCCUGAAGGAAAUGGCGCGGCGGUGGGGGUCGGAUGAAUUGUUAGCGGCGGUGCCGGCGAAGAAGGAGGUGCAUCUGGCUCGGGAGGACAUUCUGGAAAGCAUCGCGGAGAUGCGCUUCUAUCGGGACCGGCUAUUUAGAUAGCCUCUGGUAGCUUAGUAGCUCGACGACUAGUACUCGACAGACCAGCUACUAGUAAAAGGGGGAGGUCUGUGGGUUGGGAC